UCCUACUCUACGCGGAUGAUGUCACACUAUACACCCAAGCGAGACGCCCAGAGGAUGCAGAAUUAACACUUCAACCGGUGCUCGACCGCGUUUACCGGUGGGGUCAGAAGUGGAAAUUCACAUUCGCUCCCGAAAAAUGCGCGAUGAUGGUGUUCACAAGAGCCUACAAACCUGGGAACGACCCAUUACUGUUCCUUAAUGGCCACCACAUCCAGUCCCAACCCACCUUCAAAUUCCUAGGAGUGUGGUUCGACUCCAAACUGAUCUGGAAGCCGCACAUCAACUACGUGGCUAACCGUUGCAGUCGACUGAAAAACCUAUUCGCAAUAAUGGCCCAAACAAAACCAGGCCCGACAGCCAAGACACUAAUCAUGCUAUAUAAAAGCCUGGUCCGCAGCGUCACGGACUACAGCGAUUCCAGCUCAGCAAUAAAAACCAUAAUGUCAGCAACCCAGACCAACAACGAGGCGGUGAGCGACGCACGUGAGACGAUAGCUAGCCUCAAAUCGAGCGGAACAGCGACCUCCAUAGUAUGGAUUCCGAGCCAUACAGGGAUAGAGGGGAAUGAAAAGGCAGACAGACUGGCCGCAACAGAAUGCACCAACCAAAAUGGAAACAAGAUCGCAAACAAUCUUUCAGCCGAGGAAAUAAUAUCCCUCACCAAAGCUAACUGGAGAGACGACCUUCUCUCCACCCUACGACAGUGCCAGAAAAAAUGCAUCCAAGUAAGAACAAGGCUAGGCGUCAUCAAAUGGCACCAACACAACAACAGGAAAAUAUCAACAUGCCUGCAUAGACUUAGAGCUGGCCACCACUAUCUGAACUCGUUCAGGCACAGGAUCGAUCAAGAAGCCGACCCCAGCUGCCGACACGGGUGCGAAGCAACAGAAAACAGUCAACACGUUCUGCUCACGUGUCCAAAACACGAAAACCACAGAACGAGACUACGCUUAUUUCUAUCGGGAAACCACCUCCCGUUCGAGGACGACACGAUCCUUGGUCUAAAUCUCGCAAUAGACCCCAGAACACAAUUCAAAAUCCGCAACCUACUCGCGAAUUUCCUGGUGCAAUCAGGAGUCAUCAACUCAAUCUAG
Molecule: messenger RNA, 1094 nt
Organism: Daphnia magna
Lineage: Eukaryota; Metazoa; Arthropoda; Branchiopoda; Diplostraca; Daphniidae
Exons: 2
Coding region: 144-1094 (316 amino acids)
Molecular function (GO): nucleic acid binding; RNA-DNA hybrid ribonuclease activity
Source: RefSeq, a predicted model, not a curated record